Messenger RNA from Hibiscus syriacus, 1777 nucleotides. RefSeq names its product VAN3-binding protein-like. The transcript is spliced from 7 exons. The coding region runs from base 86 to 1591 and encodes 501 amino acids. The record is from RefSeq and is a predicted model, not a curated record. NCBI's taxonomy places the organism in Eukaryota, Viridiplantae, Streptophyta, Magnoliopsida, Malvales, Malvaceae. Gene Ontology annotation, biological process: phloem or xylem histogenesis; leaf vascular tissue pattern formation; auxin-activated signaling pathway.
CCGUCCCUCACACCACUCAUCGGUUCUCUGUUUUUUCACUUCUUUAAAACCUUUUAAUUCCAAAACCAAAGCUCGCUUCAACUUCAUGGAAGACGCAAGUCCAAGGGCUUGUCGUCGUCCGGAGCACAUUCCCCACCUUUACCUCGCCGGAGCUCAGCUACCGGAGAGCCCCAGAGGCCCAAUGGAGUUCCUCUCGAGGUCAUGGAGCGCUUCGGCUCUCGAAGUCUCCAAGGCCCUCGCCCCAGCUCAUAAUCAUCACCAUCCGCUCAAUGGUUCCAUCACCGCUCCCAAGUCCGCCAGCAGCUCCUCUUGCACCACCAACUCUAUACCGGAAGACAUAAACGGCGAGACAGAAGAGCUCGAUAAGUCCGCCGCCGAUAUUACGAAUCAGUUCUCCUUCACUUCCUCCACCACUUCACAGCUCGUUCUCGAACGCAUUAUGUCACAAUCCGAUGUUUCACCAUUAACGUCGGGGAGGCUUUCUCAUAGCAGCGGACCUUUGAUUAAUGACAACAGCCCUCCAGUUUCGCCAUCUGAGGAGUUCGACGACGUCGUUAAGUAUUUCCGAACCCACAAUUCCAUACAACCAUUAUUCAAUGGUGGCCGAGCGAGUGGUGGCAAUGGAGUCAACACACCCAGCGGGGCCAAGACAGUGGGGAGAUGGUUAAAAGACAGGAAAGAGAAGAAGAAAGAAGAGACCAGAGCUCACAAUGCACAGCUCCACGCUGCUAUCUCGGUCGCGGCGGUUGCAUCCGCCAUAGCAGCCAUUGCAGCUGCCACCGCGGGCAAUUCUUCCUCCACCUCUGGCAAAAAUGAACAGUCGACCAAGACUGACCUUGCCGUGGCAUCGGCCGCCACAUUAGUCGCUGCGCAAUGCGUGGAAGCAGCCGAAGCCAUGGGAGCCGAACGCGACCAUCUUGCUUCAGUUGUGAGCUCUGCUGUUAACGUUCGCUCACAUGAUGAUAUCUUAACUCUUACUGCUGCUGCCGCUACAGCUUUACGUGGGGCAGCUGCCUUGAAGGCAAGAGCUUUGAAGGAAGUACGGAACAUUGCAUCAGUCAUUCCGUCAGAGAAAACGGCCGGUAUCGGACUCUGCGCGAAAGGCAACGGGCAUUCGAAUCGCAACAACAGCGAAGAACUUGCCCCAGAGGAUUUCCUUACUGCCUGUAGUCAAGAUCUCCAUGCCAAAGGUACUGAACUUCUCAAAAGAACUCGAAAAGGUGAUCUUCACUGGAAACUUGUAUCUGUUUAUAUGAACAAGACAGGCCAGGUGAUUUUGAAGAUGAAAAGCAAGCAUGUUGCUGGGACAUUCACCAAAAAGAAAAAGAACGUGGUUCUUGAGGUGUGCAAGGACAUGCCGGCAUGGCCAGGGAGACACCUAUUUGACGGCGGAGAGCAAUGCCGGUAUUUCGGAUUGAAGACCGAAACAAGAGGAAUCAUAGAGUUCGAGUGCAGAAGCGAGAGAGAAUAUAAUAUGUGGACUCAAGGCGUCUCGAGGCUUCUUUCAAUCGUUGCUGAAACUGAUAGGAAGCACAGAAGACAAAGUUCAACUACAUGGCGUCUUGGUGACCAGAAGUUGGACUUGGAUUAACUAAUCUGCCUUAUUUUAAGCUUGACUACUUCUAUUGGCUCAGUGUAAAGCAUGAAAGGUCCGUUGUGCAUACUAAACAUUUUGAGCUUAAAAUGGUGUGACUGAUUAAUUUUUUUUGUAGGAUUAAAGAAGUAAAGUAGUACUCAGUCAUCUAUCAGACAGUCAAACGUUUGUAAGAUUGGUAUA